This is a messenger RNA of Neohortaea acidophila, 1893 nucleotides long. RefSeq lists its product as uncharacterized. The transcript is spliced from 4 exons. The record is from RefSeq and is a predicted model, not a curated record. Bases 1 to 1893 code for a protein of 630 amino acids. Lineage: Eukaryota; Fungi; Ascomycota; Dothideomycetes; Mycosphaerellales; Teratosphaeriaceae.
AUGGACCCCCAGAGCCAGUCCUUCACCCCCUUCAACACCGAUCCCGACUCGUGGCAGUUUGAGUCCGACGUGGCCAGGAUCCAACAAGUGCAGGCCGAGCAUUCGGAGCGCUUGUCCAGGCUGGAGAGGAGGCAUGAUGAUGAGACGCGUGUGAAGAACGUGUGGGGACCGAGCUCGCCUUUCCCGGGCAUCUUGAGUGGCACGCCACAGCAAGCACCCAUCCAGCAGCCUUCCUCCGACCAUUUCAGAGGCUUCGACGACGAUUCCAACACGCUGAUGUCCAGUCUGCACCUCGACGCCGACGACGAGCCCAGGAGAGGAUUAGGAGCAGCUUCGAGAGCUAACAGCGUCCGCUUCGACGAGACUGCCAACCAGAACCACUUCUCGCAUUCCACAAGGCCUUCCUCAGAGUACAUGUCGCGCACAAGCAGCAGUGGCCUGGGCGGCCUCCAGCUCACCGAGCGCUCAUUCUCCCACAAGUCAGAAGGGCGCGCAAGCUCGCAACACUCCAUUCGCUCCGCGGCCUCGGGUCGGGCUAGCAGCUUGGUCCUCGAACAUCCGUAUGGUGUCAGAGACCCGAGUCGUCAAUCUCCCGACACCUUUGCUGUUGCCCCAGGGCUUCUGCUCCUUGGAUGUACGCCUGCCAUCAUUCGCUGCUGGAUGAAUACAAACUUCAAGCACGACUCCCUCCUCUAUGCGGCGGUGUGUACCGCGUCGCACAAGUCGCUUCUCAACCUGCGCUUGAUUCGCAAACUGGGGUUCGAGACCUGCAUUACCACGAAUGAGGAGGGCGUCAAGAUGGUCGGGUUGGGCGUGUACUUCCCCGAAGCUGUGGUCCUGCCUUCGAACCGGCCAUUCACCCCUGCACCGCGCCUGCCGUCCAUGAGGGUGGACUUCCACGUUGUCGACCUCGGAAUCGAUGACGACAAAUCCAUCGAGAUCUUCCUUGGGAGCGACGUUCUACGCUCACACGGCGCGGACAUCUUGUUCUCCAUCGACAGCAUGACGCUCUUCGACGACUACAGCCGCAAACUGAGCAUGCCGCUCGUGCGCCCGGAGAGCGAAUCGGCGUUCAAGAAGCUCUUCACCAGCAGCGGCGCGCCGCCAUUGCUCAUCUCAGAGAAGACUGAAGGAGCAGCAGUGCCAGCCUGCGCAGGAGCUGCAGCGGUCGUGAAAGACGAGGCUUACGUUAAUGGCAUCGGCCUUGGUAGCUCUGCCGCUUCCGCCUCCUCCACAACUGCUAGUCCGCCGCCUGGGAAAUAUCGCCCGCCUGGACUGCUCGCUCUGGAGACCUCCGCCGUGGAACCGUCGACGAAAGCCGGCGCGUCCAUCAGUGCUUCGGACAGUGACGCCACUCGCCGCCCAGAUAGUCGUCAAUCGGCCACCACAUCACGUCCACCCCUCAGUCUUUUGUCAAGUUCGCGCCCCGAAGCGCACGAUCAGCCGUCCACCACCGAAGUGACGUCUCAAACUUCCACUCCUGUCCGCUCGGGCAGUAGUCCUGCCAUCUGGAGCAAUUGGCGUCGCGAGGGAACGCCUGCUACUACAGCCGCCGCCGCCGUUUCUUCUCAGCCCGCAGGCAUGGAUUGGGCGAGUGCUAGCCGGAACCGCGAGACGUCAUACCAGCGCAAAGACACGGGGAUUCGUGUGCUGAAGCCCAAGGUUGCGAGCCGGGCUUUCUCCACUUCCGCUGCCUCUGGGGGGCCGGAUGGCAAGAAAGAGGAGGAGAAGGAGACAGCUUCUGCCUCUACGCCUGCAACUGCACCUGCUCCUGGACCUGCCACGCCUGCGCCUCAACCUAAGGUGAAGGCGAAUCCGAUUGGAGGGGGUUCUGCGUUCUCGUGGCUGAACUCUGGUGGAGGGAGUGGCAAGUGGAAUCCACGUGACUCUUAG